CUAACUGUUUGUUCCGCCUCCAAAUUACACCGAGCCAUUUUUUGGUCUCGGCUUCUCCUCCCCAAAUCGAGCCGGCCACCGCUCUUCCUCCCCUCCUCCUCGUCGCCGCCCGGAUCCGGCUGCGCCUCCCCUAGUUCCUUCGGACCAGCGGUGAGCCGGCGGAGGUAGCGAGCGCUGUGGCGGCGGCGACGGCGGUAGGGUUGCGGUCCGGGAAUUGAUCCGGGGGAAGAAGAGGCGCGGGCAGCGGUGGCGCCUGGCAUGGCGGGGGCGCCCGGGGUGGGGCCGGGUGCGGAUGCGGGGGGCGGAGGCGGAGGCGGCGCCGCGGCGGGGCUCAAGACCUACUUCAAGACCCCCGAGGGGAGGUACAAGCUGCAGUACGAGAAGACGCACUCCGCCGUCCUGCACUACAGCCACGGCGGCAAGACCGUCUCGCAGUUGACAGUGGCAUACCUCAAGGAGAAGCCUGCUAGCCAGGGCUCUCAGCCAUCAACACCAAGCUCCAGCAGUGGGAUGCGCUCUGCGGCAGCAAGGUUGCUGGGCAGUGGGAAUGGUAGCAAGGCACUUAGCUUUGGUGGGGGCAACGGUGCAAACCGGGCUGUUGCUGGAAGCAGCCGUUUAGGAGGAGGCCUUGGUACAUCUACGAACCUUGGUGGAUCACAAGGGGUGACAAAUUAUGAUGGCAAGGGCACAUACAUUGUCUUCAAUGCUGCUGAUACACUAUUCAUUAGUGAUCUCAAUUCACAGGAGAAGGAUCCAAUAAAGUCCAUCCAUUUCAGCAACUCAAACCCACUGUGCCAUGCAUUCGACCCAGAGGCCAAAGAGGGGCAUGACCUGAUCAUUGGGAUGGGAUCAGGGGAUGUCUAUUCAAUGUCGCUGAGGCAACAGUUACAAGAUCCUGGAAGAAAGCCUGUGGCAGCUCAACAUUAUAAUAAGGGUGAUAAAGACAGCUCCUCCAAUGGCUGUCGGUGUACAUCUGUUGCGUGGGUGCCAGAGCGUGAAGGCAUUUUCGUCGUUAGCCAUUCUGAUGGAAAUUUGUAUGUUUAUGAUAAAAACAAGGAUGGGAACACAGACUGUACAUUUCCAGCCGUGAAGGAUCAAUCCCAGUUUAUGGUUGCACAUGCAAAGUCGAGUAAGAGCAACCCAAUUGCUAGAUGGCAUAUCUGUCAAGGUUCGAUCAAUGCAAUUUCCUUUUCACCAGAUGGCGCAUACCUGGCGACUGUUGGGAGAGAUGGUUAUUUGAGAGUUUUUGAUUUUUCAAAGGAACAACUAAUAUUUGGUGGAAGAAGUUAUUAUGGUGCACUGCUGUGUUGCACUUGGAGCUCAGAUGGAAAAUAUCUAUUAACAGGUGGUGAAGAUGAUCUUGUGCAGGUAUGGAGCAUGGAUGACAGAAAGAUCGUUGCAUGGGGUGAAGGACAUAAUUCCUGGGUUAGUGGAGUUGCUUUUGAUUCAUAUUGGUCCCCACCAAGUUCUGAUGGAAGUGGAGAAAAUGUCUAUCGCUUUGGUUCUGUUGGUCAGGACACCCAACUGCUUCUGUGGGACCUGGCACUUGAUGAGAUUGUUGUCCCACUACGUCAUCCUUCAAGUGCCUCACCGACAUUUAGCGGUGGGAGUCCGUCUGCACAUUGGGACAACGCUUGCCCUCCAACAGGUGUUCUCCAGCCUUCUCCAAGGAUGCGAGAUGUCCCGAAGCUAUCACCACUUGUUGCCCACCGAGUACAUGCCGAUCCCCUCUCCGGUCUGGUGUUCACUAAUGAAUCAAUCCUCACCAUCUGUCGUGAGGGCCUCAUCAAAAUCUGGGCCAGACCGGACCAGAGUGAAAACAACCAGCAAUCAAAUUCUUCUGAAUUCGUUUUAGGUAGCCCUGUUCCAAAGGAUAGGGUGAUCACAUCUUCUAAUAAAGUAGGUGGCUCCAGCUUCAAGAAACCAUCGUCUGUUCUUGUCACAUGACGAACCGACAGGAUGUUCCUUGUGGGCAUUUUUCGACAUGAUGUUCAUUGUGGGCGUUUUCCUCUGCUUACCCUGAUCACUGUGGUGGUCAUGUUUCUUACCAGCACCGUGUUUGAGGGGGAAACUGAAGUUCUCGAAAGAAGGCCGCCGUUGGAGGAAAACAUUUGUUCAUAGAUGUUCCCGGGCUUACAGAAAUGCUAGCGUUGCCAGUUGUGGCGCAAAAGAAUAAUGGAAUAUGCUCUUGUACAGAUACAUAUAUUUAAUGAUAAAAUUGUAUAAAUGUAUUGUGUGUUCCAUAUAAUUCAGUAACUACCAAAAGAUGAUGGGAUGCCAUGUAUCCAUUAGCUGGUGGUUUGGUGGUAUCCUUCCUAAGGUCUAUCACUUUUUAGGAGACCUGUAAAUUAUGAAGUAUGAACCAUAUUAUUUAAAGAAUGUUUCGGUCUCUCUUCGUGUAUUA
Panicum virgatum (switchgrass) is the source of this 2404-nucleotide messenger RNA. RefSeq names its product dystrophia myotonica WD repeat-containing protein-like. Gene Ontology annotation, molecular function: protein binding. The coding region runs from base 259 to 1947 and encodes 562 amino acids. The transcript has 11 exons. NCBI's taxonomy places the organism in Eukaryota, Viridiplantae, Streptophyta, Magnoliopsida, Poales, Poaceae. The record is from RefSeq and is a predicted model, not a curated record.